Jatropha curcas is the source of this 2014-nucleotide messenger RNA. It is a transcript of the gene AAS, whose product is annotated as Pyridoxal phosphate (PLP)-dependent transferases superfamily protein. NCBI's taxonomy places the organism in Eukaryota, Viridiplantae, Streptophyta, Magnoliopsida, Malpighiales, Euphorbiaceae. Gene Ontology annotation, molecular function: pyridoxal phosphate binding; carboxy-lyase activity. Gene Ontology annotation, biological process: carboxylic acid metabolic process; amino acid metabolic process. The record is from RefSeq and is a predicted model, not a curated record. Gene Ontology annotation, cellular component: cytoplasm.
UAGCUUGACUAUCCCUUUCCCUUUGGCCUUUGUAUUAGCUUGAAGUCUUAAAGACCGGACUUUUUAAACCAGUGGAGAACAUCUGAACAUGCAAGCACAGCCAAAGAUUGCCUACAGGGAUAAAUCCUUAUUCUUCUCAGAUAUGCCAACAAAUACAACAAGUAGAAUCUGUUCAAACUUAAUAAAACCAAUAGCAAGCAACAAAAUACCCACCUGCACCAUCAAACAGUCCAAUUAAACCAAUCAUUUGGUCAUUUUUCCCGUUUACCAGCAAAAUAUGGAAGGAGAGCUGAGACCAAUGGAUGCAGAGCAACUUAGAGAGUAUGCUCAUAAAAUGGUUGAUUUUAUUGCUGAUUAUUAUAAAACCAUAGAGAAUUUUCCAGUUCUUAGCCAAGUUGAGCCUGGGUAUCUUCGUAAAGUACUUCCAGAAUCUGCACCUAAUCGACCCGGGUCAUUGCAAAAUAUUCUUGACGAUGUCCAAGCAAAGAUUUUGCCAGGAGUGACCCAUUGGCAAAGCCCAAAUUAUUUUGCAUAUUAUCCUUCUAACAGCAGUGUUGCUGGAUUUUUGGGAGAAAUGCUUAGCGCCGGUAUCAAUAUGGUGGGCUUUAGCUGGAUAACUUCCCCUGCUGCAACAGAGCUUGAAAUGAUUGUUCUAGACUGGCUUGGUAAAAUGUUAAAAUUACCUGAAUAUUUUUUCUCGACAGGACAAGGAGGUGGAGUGAUUCAGGGUACUGCAAGUGAAGCUCUACUAGUUGUAAUGCUAGCUGCUCGAGACAAGGUCUUGAGGAGGGUGGGAAAAGAUGCCUUGGGAAAGCUUGUGGUUUAUGGAUCUGAUCAAACACAUUCGUCUUUGCAAAAAGCUUGUCAGAUAGCUGGGGUUCAUCCAGAAAAUUGCAGGCUGCUAAAAACGGACUCUUCCACAAACUAUGCUCUUGCACCAGAUUUACUUUAUGAAGCAAUUUCAAAUGACAUUUCAAUUGGAUUGAUUCCCUUCUUCUUAUGUGCCACUGUUGGCACUACUUCAUCAACAGCUGUUGAUCCCUUACUUGCACUGGGAAAGAUCGCUGAGAAUAAUGGAAUGUGGCUUCAUGUGGAUGCUGCCUAUGCUGGAAGUGCGUGUAUAUGUCCAGAAUACCGACGUUACAUUGAUGGUGUUGAAAAAGCUGACUCUUUUAACAUGAAUGCGCAUAAAUGGUUCUUAACAAACUUUGAUUGCUCAGCCCUUUGGGUGAAGGAUAGAAAUGCUCUUAUUCAGUCACUUUCUACAAAUCCAGAGUUUCUGAAAAACAAUCUGUCCGAAGCAAACAAGGUUGUAGAUUACAAGGAUUGGCAAAUUCCUCUUGGGCGUCGGUUUAGGUCAUUGAAACUGUGGAUGGUAUUACAAUUAUAUGGUGUGGAAAACCUCCAAUGCUACAUCAGAAAUCAUAUUAAUUUGGCCAAAUAUUUUGAAGGACUUGUUGCUGAAGACACUAGGUUUGAGAUUGUUGCCCCUCGAACAUUUUCAUUGGUUUGUUUUCGUCUUUUACCUCCCCGUAACAAUGAAGACCGCGGCAACAAACUGAACCAUGAACUAUUAGAUGCAGUAAACUCAACAGGGAGGACUUUUAUAUCUCAUACAGUUUUAUCCGGCAAAUAUACAUUGCGUUUUGCGGUAGGAGCACCAUUGACUGAAGAAAGACAUGUAACAGCAGCAUGGAAGGUCUUGCAAGAGAAGGCCUCUGCUUUGCUAGGGAUUACAAGGGCGAGUUGAUAUUUGCCAUUCCAUCUACCUUUAGCUGAAGAGCUGUUUGAACGCCGGACAAACAAGACAGGCUUUUGAAAAGUUGGACAUAUACACAAUACUUAUUGUUUAAUUCUGCAUUGUUGAUUAUAAGGCUUUGUUAGACAAUAACUUUUUAUGCAGCGAUUUAACAUUUUGAUUAAGAAUAAAACACUAUAUAUUGUUUUUAAAAUAAUUAAUUUUGUCAAACAAGUCCUAAGUUAAAGGUUCUAUUCGACAACAACUUUUAAUUAA